Molecule: messenger RNA, 704 nt
Organism: Ostrea edulis (European flat oyster)
Lineage: Eukaryota; Metazoa; Mollusca; Bivalvia; Ostreida; Ostreidae
Exons: 3
Coding region: 234-689 (151 amino acids)
Source: RefSeq, a predicted model, not a curated record
UACAACAAUUGUCUAAAAUAAAAAAAUAUCAAGCAAAAUAAAAGGGAUGAUAAAUACUAAAGAUGGUCUUUGGUCCAAACUUCAAAAUUCUAAAUCUUUGGAGGUCCCGAGUGUUGGGUGUUCGUCCUUCAUCAAUGGUAUUCGCCGACGACCGUUACCGGUUCUAAAAAUUAUGUCGUUAUGGGGGAUACGUUAAAACGCUUUAUUUCACUUAGACGCUUGUAAACACUGAAAUGGAAAGAGAAACUUACGUAAAGUUUUCCGUCUCUCGACUCAAAGACGAGUUAAAGAAAAAAGGAGCCACCACGAGAGGCAGAAAAGCCGACCUUAUAGACAGGCUUAAGGCAUAUGAUAGAAAUAAAGAUUUCAAGAAUGACCCAAUUCAUAUACCUGAGCCUUUGGAAGUUGAUUGGCCAACGAGGGGAUUUCAACAGCUCCAGGAAUCACAUAAAGAAGAAAUCCCAGAGAUAGGCAUUGAGCAGAUAGACAUGUAUUUUGUACAUAGAUUAGCAGGUGACAGACAAAGCACUGGUGAUGUCAAGGCUAUCGAGAAAGGAAGGCUGCUUGUUGAAAGUGAUAGAGUCUUGGCUGUGUCAUAUUUAAAGGAAGAUAAUUCCCUGUUCUUUACAGGCAUUGUUGGCGCAACCAUGAAAACAAAGGCAAGUAUUACAUUUAAUUUGUGGAUAUAAUAUACAUUGUAGUAC